AUGGGGCGGAACUGGUGCAUUCCUGCCAAUAUUCUGCAGGCUUUUCCCAGUCUUACUAAUUUGAUUUCUCUAGUUCAAAUUCCUGAGACUGACAUGGAGGACAACAUCGUUUGGAAAGAUUCUAGCAAUGGUGAGCUUAGCUUGCAGCAGGCUUAUGAUAGGUUCCAAAAGCACAGUCCUGAUAUUCCUUGGAAGAAUUUAAUUUGGAACAAGCAUGUGCCGCCCUCUCAUGCUAUUGUGUUUCCAGGCACCAUAAGCAAUAUAAAGGACUGCUUUGUUCUGAUGCUGGUAGCUAGAUCCCCGCAGGCAGCAGCAGUUGUGAUCUCCAUGGUCUGCAGUAUCUUUUAUCAUGUGUGGAGGGCUAGAAAUUCAAAUAGAUUUGAUGGGAAAAGAAUGCAUUGGAAGACUUCUAUCACUCAAAUUAUGGCUAGAGCCAAGUGGGUAGGCGAUAAUAUGGGAAACCCUUCGGACAAUAAUAUCACAAGCUUUUCAAUUUUGAAAGGGAUGCAAAUUAAUAUAAAUCCUAGAAGACCCUCUUCUUUAUUGGAAAUUCUUUGGUGUCCUCCCCAUUUGGGAUGGGUUAAAGUUAAUAUAGACGGUGUAGCUCAUGGUAAUCCGGUUACUAUGGCUUGUGGUGGAAUGUUUAGAGAUAACAAAGCUAUUCAUUUAGGAAGUCUUUAUGAUUAUAUGGGGGAAGGAAACUCUGAAUUGGCUGAGCUUUGGGCAACCAUGAUUGCUAUUGAAAAAGCAGUUAGUUUGGGAUGGAGGAAGCUUUGGAUGGAAACUGGUUGUUUGCUUGUGGUGAAAGCCUUCACUGAUCCGGCUCUUGUUCCUCGGAGAAUCAGAUCUCGUUGGCUCCGUUGUCAUACUUUUUCUCAAAGUAUAGAUUUCAUGAUCUCGCAUAUUUAUCGGGAAGCCAAUUUUUGUGUUGAUUAUCUGGCAAAUAUUGGGCAUAAUAGUAGAUCUUUUUGUUGGUUUAAUUUUGUUCAUCCUAUAGUUGUAAAGGAUUACCUUUUAGACAAGGAUGAUACCCCUAGGCUUAGGCUCGUUCAUUAA
Vicia villosa (hairy vetch) is the source of this 1056-nucleotide messenger RNA. RefSeq lists its product as uncharacterized. Gene Ontology annotation, molecular function: nucleic acid binding; RNA-DNA hybrid ribonuclease activity. The transcript is spliced from 2 exons. Lineage: Eukaryota; Viridiplantae; Streptophyta; Magnoliopsida; Fabales; Fabaceae. The record is from RefSeq and is a predicted model, not a curated record. Bases 1 to 1056 code for a protein of 351 amino acids.